Messenger RNA from Phoenix dactylifera (date palm), 1338 nucleotides. Lineage: Eukaryota; Viridiplantae; Streptophyta; Magnoliopsida; Arecales; Arecaceae. The record is from RefSeq and is a predicted model, not a curated record.
AUGGGUCACGAAAAGAAAAGAAUCAGGGAGCAGAUACCUAAUGUUGAUCUUUCAUGUUCUUCCUACGACACUGCAUGGGUAGCUAUGGUCCCCUGGCCAGAAUUUCCGCAGUUUCCAUGCUUCCCAGAGUUUCUUAAUUGGAUAAUAAAGAAUCAACAUCCUGAUGGCUGUUGGGGAAUUCAUGGUCUCCACCCCUCUCUUGUCAAGGAUGCUCUCUCUUCUACAUUAGCCUGCGUACUUGCACUAAAGCGAUGGAAUAUUGGUGAAGAACAUGUCGGAAGGGGGCUCCACUUUGUUGGAUCUUAUUUUUUCUCUGCUAUGGAUGAGAAGUUGCAUUCUCCUAUUGGCUUCGAGAUCAUAUUUUCUGGAAUGCUUGGAUAUGCCAUUGAUAUGGGUUUAGAUCUUCCUAUUAGACAAAAUGACAUAGAUGUCACGUUUCACAUGAGAGAUUUAGAACUGCAAAGAGCGUCUGAAAACAGUUCUGAGGGUCGGAAAGCCUAUCUGGCAUAUGUUGCUAAAGGAUUGGGCAAGUCACAAGAUUGGCAAGAGGUUAUGAAAUAUCAGAGGGAAAAUGGAUCUCUGUUCAAUUCACCUUCCACAACGGCUGCUGCACUGACCCAUAUAUACGAUGCUAAAGCCCUUGAGUACUUGCAUUCGCUUCUACAGAAGUUUGGCAGUUCAGUGCCUACUUCAUAUCCUAGAGAUAUCCAUACACUUCUUUGUGUGGUUGACAAAAUUGAGAGGCUUGGAAUCGCUCGACAUUUUAGUUAUGAGAUAAAGAACAUUUUGGACGGAAUAUAUAGAUGCUGGUUAAAUAAUGAUGAAGAGAUCAACGCAGACAUGGCUACAUGUGCCAUGGCAUUUCGUCUAUUACAUAUGAAUGGAUUUGAUAUAUCGUCCGGUACUUUCUGCUUCAAGCUGUAGGGUUUUGAAUUGUGGUUACUAUGGUGUAUCUAUCUAUCUUUAGUGUUAGUCUAAUAUGUUGACGUGUGAUGCAGACGCCAUAACUCAAUUUGGUGAUGCAAACUUUUUCUUCAAUUCAAACCAAGGGCAUCUGAAAGAUAUGAAAACAGUUCUAGAUUUAUACAAGGCAUCACAAAUCAAAAGCUUACCAAAUGAGCAGGUUCCCGAUAAACUAGGUUCUUGGUCAAGUAAUUUUCUGAGAGAGGCAUUAUCCGCCAAUUCAGAGCAUGGACUCCAAGUUCUUUCUCAGGCGGCAAGUUUUUGAUUUGAACCUAUAAGAACUCAAUGUACUUGUAUGUUCAGCACAGAAAAUUUGUAAACAUCUGGAAAUAGCAAUGGAAGUUUCAUAACUCAAUUCUUGUCAUCUCAGGUGAA